Messenger RNA from Penicillium antarcticum, 213 nucleotides. RefSeq lists its product as uncharacterized. Lineage: Eukaryota; Fungi; Ascomycota; Eurotiomycetes; Eurotiales; Aspergillaceae. The record is from RefSeq and is a predicted model, not a curated record. The transcript has a single exon. The coding region runs from base 1 to 213 and encodes 70 amino acids.
AUGGCUGUGGCUGCACCUUCUUCAUUGCGGUCCAGCGUUGCACUAUGUCUGAAGGGCGCCACGAUCGAGCCUACUGCGAACCACCAAGUGGCAAAGUUCGAGAUCUUCCUCGAUUAUAUCCUGAUGCAGACAAAAGGCACGCUGGUAAAUGCCCAGUAUGCCUUGGCAUUACUCCUAGCAGCUCUGAAUUUUCUGAAUUUGGAGAGUAAUUGA